Molecule: messenger RNA, 774 nt
Organism: Colletotrichum lupini
Lineage: Eukaryota; Fungi; Ascomycota; Sordariomycetes; Glomerellales; Glomerellaceae
Exons: 3
Coding region: 1-774 (257 amino acids)
Source: RefSeq, a predicted model, not a curated record
AUGUACCUUGGUAACAGCUUCAACGCUGCGGCUGCUGUCAGCCUGUUCCCGAGACUGAUAUUCGUACAUGCUUUGUACUUCGCACAUGUGGUGACGAAGCUACGUGGCUACUACAUGAGCAAUCCACGAUGCCAAACCAAGAAUAAGCUUACCACUGCAGCGCAAAAUGAGCGGUAUGUCAGCAAAAGGCAUGGGACCAACCACGAGAGCCCAGAGGUCCAAGUGAGACCGUCUGUGAGACCCAGCCCUCUGGCGUCUGACAGGUGCAACUGCGCCGCCGCCUCUGGAACUCCUUUGGCUCUCCUCCCGGCGGCCAUCGACUUGACUCGAACCGUCCUAGUCGGCGACUCGUCCCUCCGCCCUCAGCACCAAGACGCUCAGCAGAGACUCGGUUUGCAGCUCAGCCCUGCGACGCACGCCUAUCGCGUUUGUCAAUCGGGGCUGACGGUGCUACUCUGCCUACCACAAGGUUCUGCAGCUUGCAUCCUUAGCUACCCAUUUGCUCGGAAAGGGAUGCAGAUGCCCGUCUCACUCUGCAUAGCCUAUGCCAUACUUUAUUCCGUAGGGCGACGUGCUUUCAGCUCCGUGAGUUCAGCGGGCGGUGCGUAUGCGCAGCAGACUUCCGACGUGCUGCUUGAUUUACACACCAAUUUCGGCUUAGGAGGAACGACACGCCUUGGUCACGAUAAUGGCGGGCUUACUGGCACGUCGCGGCCUCUUUGCGAGAUCCCUCUGAACGCACAGCCGGUUGUGGUAAGGCAUAGGCUACUCUGA